GACUAAUUAAUCUACUAGGACAGCCGAUCCCCAUACUGCGAAGCGUAACUUUAUAUUUAGUUCCCAAAAGUAAAGAAGAUGUCUCUAGUAGUGCCAAAUGUUGCAAUAAUGUGAUUUAUAUUAAUCUCAUCUGACGGGUUAGAAUGACAACUAUCGUCAUGCUAUCGUCUCGCCUUACUGUUAAUGAUGGUUUCCGUGAGAUGGCUCUACGAGCAUACCCGUACUGAAUGCGUUUCGUUUGACGCAUAUUUGAAGCUAUUAGAUACAUAAAAAAAUAUACAUAUUCAUAAUUUAAUUGCAUUACCAAUGUCUAACUGACUAAUAAUUUAAUAAAACUAAUACAUUUUUCUUUCACGUAAUUAUAAAUGCCUGUAAAAAAAUAUUUAUGUUAUUAAAUUAUCAAAAAUAUCUUCAAAAAACCGAAUAUUCAUGUUUUCGUGCAUUGGAAUAGGUACAAUUCGUUAUUGUUAUUGAUGUCGUUUGCUUUUCAAGUGUUUGGAGAAUAUCGUGUUAUUUUUUAUUUUGAGACCUUAUUUUUGAGACCUAAGCGUGUAUUCCGGAUAAAGAUUGUGCCUAACCUGUGACCUAGCAAGAAUUUGGACUUCGAGUUGCCCUCCGAUUGGUUUUGUGAUUGAGAAAGAUGUCGUAUACGAAGUGCGUUUAUUACAAUUGUAAAAACACAAGUCAAGAAAUUUCUAUGUUUCGGUUUCCAGUACAUGAUCAAGAGCGUCUAUUACUUUGGAUUCGAAAUUCGGGGAAUAUUUACCUGGAUUCAUUAACAAUUGAUGAACUAAGUCGUCGGUACAUUUGUGCGGCCCACUUCCAUCCAAAAAACUUACAUAAUGGGAAUUUAAGAAGUCGUUUACUUGGACCAGCAGUUCCAGAAUCAUUCCAAAACGAAGCAGGAGUUUCAGGUAACCUGCCAUCCCCUGAAGUCUUGAAAGUGAUGACACCAAAGAGGUUUUAUGCCAGAAAACGAAAAAUUUCCCCAAUUGAAACAAGGAGUUCUUCACCAACAAGUUUAAAUUCAGUCUUCGAGGGACCAAUAUCUACUCCAACAGGAAGGUUAUCUAGGAGGAGUGAAUUUCUGGGACCACAGAGAAGACUGUCUAGAAAAUGUUUGUUCCAAGAACAACAAGAUGACACGCCAAAAACAAAAAGAAUGAAAUAUACAGCCUCUAGCUUAAUAAAAGAAAAUAAAGCGUUAAAAGCACAGAUACGAAGACUUCGGAGUAAAUCCAAAGUUUCAUCUGGAGUACUUCUCAUAAAACCAGGUGAUUUUAGAAGUGAAACAGCAAAAACUCUUGCUCUAAUGCAAACACGAAAAAUAAAUGAAAAGAAGAAGUGGACAAAAGAAGAAAAAAAUGUUUGCUUAUCUUUGUUUUACAAAUCCAGCUCGAACUAUAUGUUCAUGCGAAGACAAGGAGUGGUGCUUGCCGCGCCUUCCACUAUUAGAAAAUGGCUGUCAGAGUCAAAUUGUUUACCUGGCUUGUGUCCAGGAGUGUUUACUCAGUUAAAAAAGCGUUUUGAAAAUGCCACCAUAAAAGAAAAAGCUUGUAUAGUGUGUUUCGAUGAGAUGUCAAUAAUGCAAAAUUUAGAAUAUUCAAAGAAACAUGACAUUAUUGAAGGCUUUGAAGAUUUAGGAAAAAAUCAACGUACUGUAAUGUGA
Cydia pomonella (codling moth) is the source of this 1669-nucleotide messenger RNA. RefSeq lists its product as uncharacterized. The transcript has 4 exons. NCBI's taxonomy places the organism in Eukaryota, Metazoa, Arthropoda, Insecta, Lepidoptera, Tortricidae. Bases 641 to 1669 code for a protein of 342 amino acids. The record is from RefSeq and is a predicted model, not a curated record.